Molecule: messenger RNA, 1766 nt
Organism: Aedes aegypti (yellow fever mosquito)
Lineage: Eukaryota; Metazoa; Arthropoda; Insecta; Diptera; Culicidae
Exons: 3
Coding region: 334-1212 (292 amino acids)
Source: RefSeq, a predicted model, not a curated record
CAGUUCGCUCGCAGUCAGUCAGUGUUUACGUUGCGUUCGGGUCGGGAGUGUUGUGUUGACAGACAGUCGUGUCUCUGGAGAGUAAAAUUUACUAUUUUCAUUGGCUUGAUUCUGUUAUCGAAAAAUGCAAAUAAACAAUGGGAUAUUGUAGUAUACUGUUGAAUAACAGCACUGCCCAAUAACCAACGUUUUCCUGCUGUUCAUUGGAAGCUUGUGAUAAUCUGACCAUCGUAGAGAAAAAAAAGGAGAAAAGAGUGAAUUACGGUCAUCAGCACCGCGGCAGCCGAUCGACGGACGCUAAUUGAAGCACCCGAAGGCCCCCAACUGCUGAAGAUGGAAAACAACAUAAAGAAUCACUCGUUUGUCAAGGAUUACUUCGCAAAUCUCAACGAUGUAUCACGGAAAAUCUCACUCGAUAUAGACGAGAUCAGAAGCACAUAUGAGCACAUCUGGGACGAUCUGACCCGUGACGAGCAAAUCGAAAUCAUCAAUGAGACUUUGAUAAAGCCAGAACUAACACUGAAAUAUUUUGAUAGUUUCUCCACGUCGUCGGACUCGUUCCGGAAUAUCAUCGAAAGUGAUGAGAACAGCGAUGAUCGAAAGGUCAAUUUAUACGAUGGUAAGACGUUACAAACGUUCCAGUAUCUCAAAACUGGUCGAAAGGUAAUUCACGAUGAAUCGGUUGGAUUAUUCCGGGACGAGCACUCCGCACCUUUCGCGCAUAAAACUAAAAGUCAGAUAAAUUUAUCUAUUUUUCCACCGGAAAAGGAUAAACCAAGCGAGAGAAGGCUGGACCUAGCGAAAAAAAUAGAAAAGAUAAAAUCUCCCAAGACGAAUGAUUCUUCUUGUGCGAAAUCCAACGCGAAGGUGACCAAUGCUGAAGCGCCCACCCUCGACCAAGAGAACAAUCAGAUCCCAGGAAUCAAAUCCAACGGGCCCAAUAGCGACUUCCUAGCCAAUUUCAUAUGUACUCAAGCCAGCGCUUCGGCAGCUUUAGUGUCAGCGUCGAUGGCAAGCGACGAGAUGGACGGCCAGUCGUUGGAAAAUCUUGGCUUCGAUGACGACAAAAUCAAUCUGUUCCGCAAUAGUUCCCGUAGUGACAGUCUUCAUCAAGCACCGUCUUCGUCCGUUGAGGAGGACGACAAGAAUUUCGAUGAAAUGAACAGCUUGCUCGGUAAUAGCAAGGGUUUCGAUUUCCUUAACAAUUGGUAAUCUUCAGUUUUCCACGUAUCGUUGGAGGUACGUAUCAGUAUGUGUAAUGUGUUGUUCUUCCUAACUUCCUGUCUAGUCUCUCUAAAGAUCAUUUACAUUUAGCAAAAGUAUAUAUGUUCUCCAUUACAAGAAUCGCAUCUCCAUGGCUUCUCAUCGAAGCUGAUCGAAAAACAUAAGGUAUUAAGGAAACUGUAGCUCGAUUGUCAAAGACUUAUGGCACAAGCGAGAUUCGAACAAUUGUCAAAACUAAAAAAGCGUUUUCCAAAAUGGUUAACGAAUUAAAGGAAAUUUGAAUGUCCUUUUCGGUCUUAUCCUAUGAUCGACGUUCUCAAUAUACCUCGAUUCGUUGACUUCUCAGUUUGGUUGUACGCUAGAAUCUCAGCUGGGCCUUACUGCACCAGAGACUGAUUUUGAAACCAAAACAUUCAGCGAAUUGUCCCCAUUGAAGAUAAUUAUACCUCAAAAAUAAUACUCAUCUUUAAGUCAUGCUCAUACGAAUGAAUGUUCUCAGCUCUCAACUCCAUUUUUAUAAAACUCAAACAGUAAGGCAUUGA